CCUCCAUCAUGUCCCUUCGCAUCCAAGGAACUAUGCCAUGUACGUUCAUUCAGUCACAGACCUCUUCUCGCAGCCAACCUUCGAAUUCGUACAGCCCAGUAGACGACGACGCACACAUUUUCAACGGACACAGACACCACCGACGGCGCGCGCACGUACAGUACGGUAUACGUUUGGGCUGCUGCGCCUCACCAUUUACGAGCACCGUCACCCAUCCACCCAUCCAUCGACGGAGCCCUUGCCCCUGGACCUGAAGUCUCGGCCUUGGAAGAAUCCCAAACAGGGUUUUCGCUGCUUCACCGGCCUGCAGUCUUGACCCCUCUUACAAGCUCGAAGCCACCUUGCCAUUGCCUUGUCACGUUUGGGUGCGGGCGCGGGCUUGGGCUUGGGCGUGGCUGACAGUGGUGACCGAUUGCUUUCGUUGUUUCGAAACUCGGACCGCUGGCUGCUCUACCUGCUGCUGUUAAUGCCCGUUACUACCGAGAUACCCACAUCCACACAAAAUAUACUACAUACCACGCACAACCACUAGCGGAAGAGGCGUGCAUAGCAUCUACAACCGCCUUGGCCCACGACUUAGUCCUGGUGGAGGUUCGCUUGUGCGGCAGCCCGCUUUGUAGAUACCUCGUCCAGCUCGGAAAACAGUCUCCUAAACAAGCUGGCUUGGUCCAGGAAGAACAAGUUCCUAGGUCAGCUACACCGUAGCAUGACCUCGAAAUUCUCGUCUCCGUCGGAUCGCGACAGCUCCACCGGCGGCGGCCAGCAAGCUGCUUUUUCCUCGUCCUCCGCUCGGCAGAGCAGGGACGGGGCGGCUUCCCAUGUUGGUCGUCCCAGACCUUCUACCGCUACUUCCCGCGGCGGCUUCGCCAGUGAGGAACGGUCGACACGGGAUGGGGUGACCGACUACGUGUAUGAAGAAGACGCCGACAAGGAAGCAGAAGAAGCACGACACGGCAGCAAGAGUGGAAGCGAUGUUGAGGUUGAAGAUAUCACGGACGCGCCGCCAUCACCAAAAUCGACACCAAACAUUAACAAGCCACCAGAAAGUCCACCACCUCCACCACCAAAACACGAUAAGAAGACCCUACCCGGAGACCCAGCUUAUGUUGCGCCCAUAGGCAAGAUUGGGCCAAUAGGGAGCAUUCCCAAAACUCCUUCCCGCAGCAAUAGCGAAAAGGGCGGCAUCUCCGUCUCUCCCUCCUCGCGCCCCCAACUCCCUGCCUACAUCGGCUCCUACCUCAAAGGCAAAACCGUCGACGAAUACGGGGACAUCAUCGAUCCCCAAACGGGCACAAUUCUCGCUCACGCCGGAGGCGAUUUACCUUCGAUUGUGGGCAGACAAGUGUCCAACGACCAGGGGGAUAUCUUGGGAGAAGAGGGGGAGUUGCUGGGAUAUGUGGCUGAUGUUGAGGUUGGGAAGAAGACUGCUUCUCCCGAGGGAGCAGCACCCAAACCGAUCAUGAGUCUUGCAGAGAUUAUGAGCAGAAACAACACGGCGUUGAUGGUGGAUCAUGACGGCAAUAUUUUGGACGCGCAGGGGAAUGUGGUGGGAAAGUUUUUGGAUCAUAACAAUCCUGUGCAUAAGGAGAGGCAAGAGAAGGAGGAGAAGAAACAGGAACAGAAAGGAGAGGGGAAGGGGAAGGGGAGGGAGAGAGAGGAGGAAGGGGGGAUACCUGUGCCACAGUAUGAAGAGGCUGACAAGGAUGAGAAAGAGGGAGCUGCCGAGGAAGAGCCGCAACGUGAACAAUCAAGACCACCGAGGAGAACGGAAGAAGAGAGGAGGGCCAACGCGGCUGCAUGGAGAAAGGAGAAACCGGGGGAGAGCCCCUCGGAUAUCUUUCUGGAUGUCAAGUCGACGACAGAGGGGAUUCAGUUGACGAUUAGGAUUCCCACUGUGUUUGGGAAUGGGCAGCAGUUGAAGCCAAACAUUUCGUUCUCUUGAGCAGCAUUGUACGGGCUACUUUGUCAAAAAUUGGAUGAGAGCGGGCGUUAUGGGAGUUUGAAAGUCUGAUUGAUGUAAUGGUCAAAAGGGAACAGAAGCACCAAAAGUUAGCAGUACCUGUACAUGCGGCAACUUUACGAAUAGUUACAGAACAAAACAUGACCUUAGUCAAGGUAGGUAUGUAAACCCAUGUAGAAUCAACGUAUAUCAGUGGGGCCAGGGCAACGACGGGCGGUCCCCCUUCCAGCUCCAGCUUCUUCAGAUCUCC
Messenger RNA from Neurospora crassa OR74A, 2210 nucleotides. RefSeq lists its product as hypothetical. The transcript has a single exon. NCBI's taxonomy places the organism in Eukaryota, Fungi, Ascomycota, Sordariomycetes, Sordariales, Sordariaceae. The record is from RefSeq and is a predicted model, not a curated record. The coding region runs from base 707 to 1942 and encodes 411 amino acids.